Molecule: messenger RNA, 1095 nt
Organism: Erigeron canadensis
Lineage: Eukaryota; Viridiplantae; Streptophyta; Magnoliopsida; Asterales; Asteraceae
Exons: 1
Coding region: 1-972 (323 amino acids)
Source: RefSeq, a predicted model, not a curated record
AUGGUUGUGAGAUCAAAGCGUGUUACUUAUCCUUUAGCCGAACGAGUUAAAGAUCGAAUGGUUGGUCGUGACAAACCACCGGAAAUCAUGUACGAUAGCAGUGGUAGCGAACACAGCGCUACCACCAGCCAAAUCAGCGGUGAUUCAUCGCCAUCAUCGGCUCGUUCACUCUCUUAUCUUGUUAAUUGUUUUGAAGAAGAAGACGAUGAAAAAGAAGACGUGAUUGCCAUAGAGGGUAGUCAUAAACAAGACAACGGUUCUGGUUCUGGUUCUGGUUCUGGUUCUGAUUCUGAUUCUGAUUCUGAUCGUGUGGAAGCAAAACUCCAAGAAAUAAAUUCCACAUUGCGAAAAUUAAAUGGUGAUCGCUUUAGAAACAUCCUUUUUGAUAAUGUUACAAAAGCUAUCGAUACAUCUCGCCCUAUCAUCACAUCAAACACUCAAAGCCUCAACCGUAACAUUAUGUUAUAUCUUCAAAACCUCGGCUACAACGCGGCCAUCUGCAAAACAAAAUGGGAGAGCUGUGGUGGCCUCACAGCCGGUAACCACGAAUUCAUUGAUGUUAUUCGAUCAUCAAAUAACAUCAAUCUUCGUUAUUUCAUUGAUCUCAAUUUUGCUCGAGAAUUCGACAUAGCAAGACAAACAAAACACUUCCAACGCUUGUCAAAUACAUUGCCGAGUGUUUUCGUCGGUAAAAGUGAUGAUUUAAAGGUGAUUGUGAAGCUCAUGGGCGACGAAAUAAGGCGGUCGUUAAAAAGCAGAGGAUUGGUUCUCCCUCCGUGGAGGAAAAACCGGUUUAUGCAAAACAAGUGGUUCGGUCCGUACCGUCGGACGGUGAAUUACAUCCCGUCUAAUAUCUUGGUUUUGGCUGAUGACAAGAAUAAGGUAUCGGCCGUUAAAUGUAGUAUGAUCGGAUUUAACGUUGUAGACAAUGCUCCGUUACUCCCACGCGACAACUCGUACAAGAUAAUCUAAAAUAUUCUUUCGUAAUCUAGAAAUGAUUAUAUUUGUCUUUUCGAAGUAUGACAAUUGGUGUGGUAAAUAUUAUUAUAAUGGUACGAGAAAACCGAGUGUUCGUUCUAUUUAUGAUUUAAACCA